UCUAAAAGUGUUCUGUGGUCAUCACUCAUCAGUCAGUCUGUGUCAUCGUAGAGUGUCUGUAGUGCGUGCCUCCCGCGGUUUUGAAUUCUCGCGUGUGUUUGAAAUUGGAAUAGUGUUUGUUUUUUAAAUAAUGGCUUGCCCUAUGAGGUCAGGCAUGGAUGAUCCCGCUCAAGACGGAGAUCAGCUCGGCAAUGAAGCCGGGAUGCUGUAUGGUGAAUACCUGAUGCUGGACAAAUUGCUCGCUGCACAGAGGAUGCUGAGUGCAGAGACUUCCAAACCAGUGCAUGAUGAACAUCUGUUUAUUGUCACACAUCAAGCAUACGAGCUAUGGUUCAAGCAGAUAAUCUUUGAAGUGGACUCGGUGAGAUCUACGCUGAAUGUGGAAGGUCUGGAUGAAAGUCAUACAAUGGAAAUACUGAAGAGACUCAACCGAGUCGUCUUAAUACUCAAGCUACUGGUUGACCAAGUGAUGAUCUUAGAAACUAUGACACCGCUGGACUUCAUGGAUUUCCGAAAUUAUUUGCGGCCAGCGUCCGGAUUUCAGAGUCUCCAAUUUCGUCUUCUUGAAAAUAAGUUGGGCUUGAAACAAGCACUGCGUGUUAAAUAUAACCAGAACUAUCAGACUGUGUUUGGAGACGAUCCUGAAGCAAUGGAGGCAUUGAGAAAAUCAGAAGAAGAACCAGCUCUGUUAGCGCUAAUAGAGCGAUGGUUGGAGCGUACUCCAGGUCUCAACACCCACGGGUUCAACUUCUGGGGUAAAUUCCAGGCCACUGUAAACAAAAUGCUGGAAGAAGACAUUGAGACAGCAAUGCAAGAGCCAAACGAGAUGGUACGAAACCAUCGUCUCAGGGACAUUGAGAAUCGUCGAGAAAUAUAUCGCUCCAUAUUCGACCCGGCCGUUCAUGAUGCAUUGAGGUCCAGAGGGGAGAGGAGGUUGAGUCACAGAGCGCUGCAGGGAGCCAUAAUGAUUACGUUCUACCGCGAUGAGCCUCGGUUCUCUCAGCCGCACCAGUUGCUCACUCUUCUCAUGGAUAUGGACAGUCUUAUCACCAAAUGGCGAUAUAACCACGUGAUAAUGGUGCAGCGUAUGAUUGGGUCACAGCAACUUGGAACUGGUGGCUCUUCAGGCUACCAAUAUCUGCGUUCUACUCUAAGUGACCGCUACAAAGUGUUCCUGGAUCUGUUCAAUCUAUCAACAUUCCUACUUCCUCGAGCGUUGAUUCCUCCUCUGGAUGGCGGCAUGAAGAAGGACCUCAACCUGACCUGGGGCGAUCAAGUCAAGGAGAACGGACAAGAAAAUGGCAUUGAUUCGACUUUAUAAGGCUUCCUGUUAUUAAUAUGUAUUAUUAUAUAGUUAUCAUGGUUUCCAACAUAAUAAACAAACUUAUUUAUUUAUACGGCUUUACUCACGUUUUAUCUGUGUGGGUACCGACUAGUUUCGGACCAUUCGGAAGUCCAUUCAUGGUGAGUGUAGUGGAUUCGCGAUAACGUCCCGUCUCUUACUGCGGACUUGGGCUGGUAGUGCGCGGCUGGAUAGGGCGGGGGGCGCGGGAGCGCGGAGUAAAAAAUGUAAACUACGUGAUCAUCGGCACUAUGGGUCUUAUUGCGAGAUACGUUUUGUAACACUGGUUUCCAAAUAGGAGGCAGAGCUCAAAUCUUUCUCUAUUAAAAGUAGUUCGACGUUCAAUUUAUAUGGCUUCCAGCAGCUUGCGAGACACAGAGUUUUUAUUGCGAGCCAAUACUUUCACCCUAUCGAACCUAAUAUAAUGUGACGUGUGGAGGUUUAGGGUAUGCUUUGCCACUGCCGAGGUCUUGCUGUCCAAUUUUCGUACACUGCGGAUGUGAUCGGUGAGUCUGGUUUUUAUGUUGCGUCCCGUUUCACCAGUGUAGCUUUUGCCGUCAAAAGGUAAAGCCGUAUUAAUAGAUAAGUUUAUAAUGUCUCAUGAAAGUUUUAAUAAUUUAAUUAUAAACAAAGUUUUAAUUUUCAGCCCAAUAUUAUUAAAGUUUGAGAAUGUGUUGUUAUCUACUAUGGAAGUAAAUUGAACUAAUUUUGACAUUAAUGUUACACCAAAUAAGUUAUCAAGUCUGCAUCUCGCAUAUAUCAUUCAUCAAUUUCCAAUUAUUUCAAUAAAGUAUAAUAAUAUAUAAGUAAACUUUCUAUUGUAAAAUGUUUCUUUAAUAAUAAUCGACCAUGUACUUAUUGUGUGUAAUAAAUCGCGCGCUUGACUUUAACACACUGACCUCUAUUUUAACCCACUGGACUGGCUGCUGUCAAAGUCUUUUGUGCCUAUUUGAAAUUCGCCAUUUUGGCGCUGUUGGCCAUGUAGCGAGAGUUUGUGGUACUAAAUCUAGUGAUGACAACCUUAGAAAACAUCGAUGGAUGGUGGGAAACUAUUAACAAAAAAAAUGUACUUUAUUACGUUGAUUCUUGAAGUAUAAAUAACACAGAAACCGAAAGAAAUUAAUUCAAAAUGCAAAAAUACUUCAGAGUAUUGUAAGUUGCUUCGCAGCCAUUUGUAUUAUACGUCAAAAUUAGUUCUGUGGACGCUCGCGAGUGGCGCUUCAAAUAGGCACAAAAAAUUGCUGUCAAACAUAUAGUACGGCCUGUCCAGUGGUAUUUAUAUUUUAUACAAGUCAGUGCUUCAUCAUAAUCUCAGCUGUUAAAUGACUUUAAAUACCAAAUCAAAGAUUGCGCUGAUUUUGAACUCAGCUAAGUUUUACGUAAGUAAAGUUUGAGCAAAAUCUGAGUACAUUCUGUAGAUCUCAGCCUUAGUACCCGGCUACUAGAUUAUAUACAGGUCGUUCCAAAAUUAUAACAUGGAAAAUUGAUUUAUUAAGGUAAAAUGUCGCAAUUGUAGCACCACUCGAUGUUACUAGAUUAUGUUCAAAUUAUAAUAUUCCUAGUAAUACAGCUAUAUCCGUAGAUAAAUAUUUAUAGCAUUUGUUCAAACAUAUUACUGCAAGCUAUAUAUGUAACGGAAUAUUUAAAUACGAUAUUAGACAUAUUUUAAAAUGUCCAAUCUAAAAUUUACACAUGUAUCAUCGAUGGAUGCAAAUAAAAUGCAUUAAUUCUUCCUAUAACACGGUACCCUUAUAAUGCGUUUUCAUAUGAAGCGAUUAAAAUUCGCCCUAUAACACGAGCAUCCCUUCCAUAUAACGCGUUGAUUUCAUGUACAUAUUUCUGUACUGUGAAAUUUAUAAUGAUUUGUACAGUUCAAAAUUAGCUUCGCGUACGUUUGGACCUGUGACAAUUGUGUUGUUACAAAAUUAACUUAUUUUAUUAAAUUUCUGUAUUAAAAACCUUAAUAAAAUAGUAAAACUAAGCAAACAAUUGGAAAUACUUGUUACGAAUUGUGAUUAUUAAUUAUUAUUACGAAUAACGAGGCCAGAAAACGCGUUAUAUAGAAAUACAUCUAUAAAACGUUUUCCUAUAACGCAGAUCCACUAUACUGCCUUAUGAUAUGGAUUAUCUGAAUUGACAUAACUUUUGAUAUCAUAUCCAGCUGUAAAAAAAUUCGACGCAAAAUAUGAUUUAUAGUGUGAAUUAGCAUAAAAACUGGAGCCUUCAAUUGUAAGAACAUUUCAUAUUGUUUUUAAAAAGAUAAAUAAAUAAUUUAUAGUUUA
Leptidea sinapis is the source of this 3624-nucleotide messenger RNA. RefSeq names its product tryptophan 2,3-dioxygenase (gene vermilion). NCBI's taxonomy places the organism in Eukaryota, Metazoa, Arthropoda, Insecta, Lepidoptera, Pieridae. The coding region runs from base 131 to 1321 and encodes 396 amino acids. The transcript has 10 exons. Gene Ontology annotation, molecular function: L-tryptophan 2,3-dioxygenase activity; heme binding; metal ion binding. The record is from RefSeq and is a predicted model, not a curated record.